Xenopus laevis (African clawed frog) is the source of this 2260-nucleotide messenger RNA. RefSeq names its product mitochondrial import inner membrane translocase subunit Tim22-like (gene timm22.S). Gene Ontology annotation, cellular component: TIM22 mitochondrial import inner membrane insertion complex; mitochondrial inner membrane. The transcript is spliced from 4 exons. Gene Ontology annotation, biological process: protein transmembrane transport; protein insertion into mitochondrial inner membrane. The coding region runs from base 76 to 681 and encodes 201 amino acids. Gene Ontology annotation, molecular function: transmembrane protein transporter activity. The record is from RefSeq and is a predicted model, not a curated record. NCBI's taxonomy places the organism in Eukaryota, Metazoa, Chordata, Amphibia, Anura, Pipidae.
UAAGAAUUACACCUUGCGGCUCCAGUGACACGGUCAGAGUGAACUGCGCACGCGCCAAGGAGUCACUCGUGUGUCAUGGCGGCGCCCGGCGGAGCCGAAAGCUCCUUUCUGACCCCAGGCAUGGGGAGCAACGUUACUCCGCCCGGGCCCGGGGACGGCACGUUACACUACAGCCUCAUCAUGCAGCACCUGGUGGGGGACAAGAGGAGACCGGUGGAGCUGAUCCCGGGAGGCCUCGGCGGAAUCCCCACCCCUAUUAAACCAGAAGAACAGAAAAUAAUGGAAAGGGUCAUGGAGAGCUGCGGCUUCAAGGCGGCCCUGGCUUGUGUGGGGGGGUUUGUGCUGGGAGGAGCAUUUGGUGUAUUCACAGCCGGCAUUGAUACCAACGUUGGGUUUGAUCCCAAGGACCCGUUGCGCACGCCGACUGCUAAAGAGGUGCUGAGAGAUAUGGGCCAGCGAGGAAUGUCUUAUGCCAAGAACUUUGCCAUUGUGGGUGCCAUGUUCUCCUGCACCGAGUGCCUGGUGGAAUCAUAUCGAGGAAAAUCCGACUGGAAAAACAGCGUGAUGAGUGGGUGUAUCACUGGCGGAGCUAUUGGCUUCCGAGCCGGUCUGAAAGCGGGAGUACUUGGCUGCGGAGGUUUUGCUGCAUUCUCUGCCGUCAUAGAUUAUUAUCUGCGAUAACCGCAGCCGACCACUAGAUGGCACCACUCCUCCAUUCCUGAUCGAACUCACUGAAGCCGUUUCCGCAGUUCCAAGAAACAACGGACGUGGAAAUCAGUCUUGUUUGAUCAAGUGUCGGUUUUGAGUUAACAUCUCCAUUUUACAGGUCUCCAUUUCUGCAAUGUCUGUCCAGUUCCAAGCGAAGACCUAGAUGGGCUGAGAACUCAAGUUGGACUGGACAGACAGAUCAGAAAUGGAGACCUGUAAAAUGGGGAUGUGAAGACAAAAGACAGUUGGGGACUAUCCAUCUCGCCGCCCUUUAACUAAAGGAUCACAAGUCUGACGUCACUGAUAUAAAGUGUCACUGUGACCAUCUCUGCCUAGUGAAUAGAAUAUCCCGAGAGGCCAUUGUCUCCAUUGUUAAUAUUCGAUAUGUUGGUGAAUAUGGGCUACUUUAUUGUUUCUCUCCACAUUCUGCCCAGACGGGGAGAUUAGUCGCCCAGCAACAAAUCUUCUCUACUGAGGGCGACUAAUCUCCCCAAAAUGCCAUUCUGCUGGCGAUUCACAUUCUUUCCGGCGGGGUGGCAUACUAAUCGAUUAGUUUUCCGAAGUUGCCUCAUGAGGAAUCCAGGCGACUUCGGAAUUCUGAAUCGAUAUGUAUUCCAUCCCACCGGUGAUUCACAUUCUUACCAGCAGGAAAGCAUUUUGGGGAGAUUAGUUGCUCGCAGUAGUGCAGAUUUGUCGCUAGGCAACCAAUCUCCCCUUCUGCCACCACCCUUAUUGGUCCCGGGCAACUCCUUCUUUGGACCCAAUGAAGACGGUCUAAUUGCCAACAAAAAUGUUUAUAAUGAAGCCCAGAUAUGUCUCAUCUGUUAAACCUGUAGUAACUUUAUCGUCAAGAGAUAUUUAUUAUCUUACCAAGUCUUGUAUUCUGAAAAUUAUAAAUUACUUUUUUUUUUUUCUUUGGUAAGUUGAUGGUUUAUUUUAAGAUAAUUUGUUUGGUAACCCUUCUGCCGUGCAGUUCCUUGCAGGUUCUUUAGAGGUUCACUUAAGAUUAGGGAUGCACAGAAUCCACUAUUUGGCUGAACCCCCCCGAAUUCUUUGCAUAUGCAAAUUAGGGGUGGGAAGGGGAAAACUUUUUUACUUCCUUGUUUUGUGAUAAAAAGUCACUUGAUUUCAAUCCCCACCCAUAAUUUGCAUAUGUAAAUAAGGAUUCAGUUCGGCCAGGCAGAAAGAUUCGGCUGAUGCUGCUGAAAAAGGCCGAAUCUCGAACCGAAUCCUGGAUUCAGAGCAUCCCUACUUUAGAGUCUGUAAGGUUGGGACCAUCAUUGAUGGAAAUAGGGAACAUGGAAUUGACUCGCACAAAUCACAUGAUUGUAUAAAUACAGAGUUGUGUAGCAGAUCUCAGUGGUAUCUGUAGAGCCACAUUAUAUAUUACACAUAACCCAGGGUUCAGGGCAGAACACGUAUAUUCCAGUAACGGUGGGACACACAACUCUAGUACAGGGCAUUGCACAUAAACAAGAGAACAGCAACGCUUUACUGCACUCGCUGCGAGAAAGGAACAAGUCCUGCAGUUGUAGGCGGAACUUUAUUUUUU